This is a messenger RNA of Jaculus jaculus (lesser Egyptian jerboa), 2646 nucleotides long. It is a transcript of the gene Nxf3, whose product is annotated as nuclear RNA export factor 3. Lineage: Eukaryota; Metazoa; Chordata; Mammalia; Rodentia; Dipodidae. The transcript is spliced from 22 exons. Gene Ontology annotation, biological process: poly(A)+ mRNA export from nucleus. Gene Ontology annotation, cellular component: cytoplasm; nucleus. Bases 485 to 2119 code for a protein of 544 amino acids. Gene Ontology annotation, molecular function: RNA binding. The record is from RefSeq and is a predicted model, not a curated record.
AGUUUGGAUUAAAGGGGGUAUGCUGGCAACAAUUCAUUCGAAGGUAUCCCAUCCCUGGCACUGAAAAUUUUCUAGUAACAACCUAUGGCUUCUGAGUGUUCCAUUGUCCAAAGCACUCCAUGGGCCCUGGAUAAAUGUGAUUGUGACUCAGAUUUCACCCUGAACCUUGCUGUGUUAGCAUCUCACUAUCUGGAAGCUGUGGACCUGAGAAUGGAGCAAUUUCAUGAAGUUCUUCAUCAUUCCCUCCCUUGAGCUAACAUGAUGUCUGUUUUCAUUAGGAGAAGAAAUGAGAAAGAAUUUUCAUGGUGUUCAACAGAGUACCAAAGCUCAGCCAACACCUACUGCUAUUUCCCAAAAUUUAAAGGGCCAUUGAAAUCAAAUCUGUGCCUCGCACUCUGGGCACAGUUCCAAAACUAACUUCAGUCAAAGAAGAUCAAGUUGGCGGGGUGUCUUUUGAAGAAAGUUUCUCAACUGGACUGAACAAAUGAGUAAUAGAAGGCAUAGUUCUUCCUCCCAACAGCAAACUGGAGAUCUAGCAUCAAGAAAUGUCUACAUGAAAGCUAGAAGAAAAGUCACUCCCUAUGCCAUCCCACUCCAUCAUCAGAGAAGCAACUUGCAGGAACAAGACCAACGUCAUAUUAACAUGGAGGGAGAAUCAAGACCUCUAGAGAAAAAACUGGAGGGAAAGAAGCAGGAUGGGACCUCAGGAAGCUGGUUCAAAGUCACAAUUCCUUUUGGCAUAAAAUAUGAUGAGAAAUGGCUGAUGAAUUUGAUUCAGAGCCACUGCAGUAUCCCUUUCACUCCAGUAGAGUUUCAUUAUGAGAAAAUGCAGGCCCAUUUUUUUGUGGUGGAUGCUAGCAUUGCCUAUGAAUUGAAGAGUAUCAAUGACAAGAUUCUGGAUGAUAACAAUGAUAAAAUAUCAAUCUUUGUCAGCCCAUCUGAUGCACCACACUCUGUGCAGAAAGAGCUGACAUCAGAAAAGGCAGAGAAAAUAAUGUUGACUCAACAUAAGUUGUGCUCCCACAACCAGCUGACCAUGAACAAACAAUAUGAUGCUUCUCAGCAAAUUCUUGAUAGGCAGAUACUCCCUUUUGAUAGAGGGUGUACAGUUCCUUCCCUGAAUAUCCAUGAAGAGAACAUGACCAAGCAUUUGUCUUCAAAUCCAAGUCAGUACAAACCUUACGAGCUAUUUGGCCUGCCUGAUACUAUGCUAGUGGCCUCCAAUAUUGAAAUCCUGGAUGUGUACAAAAAUGAGGUGGAAUCUGAAGGAGAGAUGAUCAAGAGGAAAGAGCUGGGGCCAGGACAGAUAUGUGCAGACAGAAGUUCCCUUCAUACCACCAUGCCGGAUAAGUCUAGAAACAUAAAUUCUAUUCUGGAAUUGUUUCCCAAAUUAUUGUGCUUGGAUGGCCAGGGAUCACUUAAACCAACUAUCUGUGACACUGAAACCUGUAAGACCUUACCAACUGGCAAGGGCAGUUUCUUUGGAUCUGAGAUGUUAAAGAAUCUGGUCCUACAAUUCCUGCAGCAGUAUUACAUGAUCUAUGACUAUGGAGAUCGACAAAGUCUCCUCAGUACUUACCACGAUGAGGCGUGUUUCUCCUUAACUGUUAACUUCAGCUCUAUAGAAUCAAGCCUUAGCAGCUUGUGCGAGUACUACAAAUAUAGCAGGAAUAUUAAGACUCUCAGUGAUUCUUAUGUGAGGAGGCAGCUUCUGAAGCACAAGAAACACAACAUUGUUGAUUCUCUCUGUGCAUUGCCCAAAACUCAGCAUGACUUCACCUCCUUUAUAGUAGACAUGUGUUUCCAGACAGAAACGAUGCUCUGCUUUUCUGUCAAUGGAGUAUUUAAGGAAUUGGAAGGAAGGUCUCAUGGAUAUAUUCGUGCCUUCAACCGGACAUUCAUCACUACCAUCAGCAGCAGUUCAAGCCUUUGCAUCAUCAAUGACAAGCUGUUUAUAAAAGAUGCCCAAAGAACUUCAAGUGCCUUCAUCUCCAUAGAUACACCUUCACCUUCCUCCAGUUAUGUGCCUACCCUCUCCCUGGAGCAUCAGGGUCUGGUGCAAUCUUUCUACAUCCAAUCCAGGACAGAUCUCCACAGGUCUCAGAAGAAAAAGAUAUGAUCCCAGAAGAGAUCUUCUCACAGGCACAUUCAGGAUCCUAAGCAGAAAACUCUGAGAAAAAAUAAUUGGGUGUUACUAUCUUCAUUUUCAUUAUCUUUGCUCUUCUAGUAUGUGUAUUUUUAUGUGAUUAAACUGGGAGGUCUGCUUGUAACCUGAAAGCCAUGUUUUCCCCAUAUCCCAGUAUUUUUGUUUCUUUUUUAAAAUUGAGAGUGAUGUAGUCUGUUGUUAAAUUCAUUCAAAAUCCCUUGAAGGCAGGCAUUACUAUCUCUGUUUGUUUGUUUUUUUAGGAGGAAAGGGACAGUCAGAAUGAAUAACUCCAAAUAAAUACUGAAAUCUUGGACCCACGCUUAGGCCAGAAAGCUGCUGUAGAGGGCUGUAUGGCCUCCUAGGUUGAGGAUGCUUUCUGUGAAACCUGGCACUGUUGUUCUAUGUUCCUAAAGCAUUAAUCAAAUAUCUUACAUGAGACCAACAUUAUUUUAUUAACCAUAUAAAUUUAUUCAAACUCAAAAAUAGCUCUUUUGAUGGGA